GUCGAUGCUGCAGGACCCUGGGCGUAGCAGAAGGCGACGGCAGGGCGGGCGAGCACAGCUCUCUCCAAACCGUACGACUACCGCCGCGGGCAUAUUUCACGUGUGGCUCGGCUCAGCCUGGCCUCCCUACCUGAACCUCGUCCUGCAUGCCGCCGCGGCAAAUCGCCGCGCAACCUUCUACUUUGUCGGACCCCCGCUGCCGCCGGGCAGCGCCAUCGGCAACGUCGUCUCGCUCGACGGCCGGAACGGGACCCUGCUCCGAGAGAGGAUAGCAACGCACCUCGGAGUGUCCAUCCGGCUGACCCACCGCAAGAUGUGCGAUCUGAAGCCCACGUGGCCGGCGCUCUUUCCCGAGCUGGCGCGGCUGCACGAGUGGGUCGGGUUCUCGGAUCUGGACGUAGUGUACGGCGACCUCGACGGCGAGAUUGCACGCCUGCAGGAGGGGGACGAGCUGCUCGUCCCAGCGGGCAUGUACCCGCAGCCCCUCGCCAACGGCAACCUGAUGCUCUUCCGCUCAACCCACAAGCUACUACACGCUUGGGAGCGGAUCCCCGGCUGGCGCACGGCGCUCGCAGACCCGCGCUACCGCGCGCUCGACGAGUGGUGGGGCGUGCGCCCCUCCUUCUCCGACAUCCUGUACGACAUGACGCUGGACGGCAACCUCGUCGCCAGGCCGACGGCGCGGCCGCUGGUGGUCGACGUGAUCAACCUCUUCAGCGGCAAGGACCGGGCCGCGCAGCAGGAAGUCGCGUUCUCGAGGCGCGAGGUGCCGUUGGACGGCCUCGGCGCCACGUUCAACGCCACGCUCGCGCGCGGCCGGCUCAUGGUCGAGCGACGCGGGCCUUGCGUGUGCGCGAGGGACGCUAUUGUCUCGCAGCUGGGCACGUCCAGCCUGGCCACGUGCGCCGAGUGCACGCGACACGGCAGCGCUUCGGAGCGCGCCGGCAUGCUGGCGCGCGCUGACCCUUCCUCCCCCACGGAAUAGGCUUUCACAUCGGCCAGGCCGGCCGCAACAUCAGCCGCCGGGUGGAGGUGCUCGGUUUGCACUUCAUGUCGCUCAAGCGCGCGGCCGCUUGGACGUCCCCCGCACCGUCGUGCGGCGAGCACGAAAGCGUCGGCCUGUCGCGGCGAGGGGUAUCAUGCACACGUUGCGAGAGAAGGUGCGAAUGAGCGUUUGAGAGGAGAGAAUACCAGGGAAUAAAU
This is a messenger RNA of Emiliania huxleyi CCMP1516, 1203 nucleotides long. RefSeq lists its product as hypothetical. Lineage: Eukaryota; Haptophyta; Isochrysidales; Noelaerhabdaceae. Bases 5 to 985 code for a protein of 326 amino acids. The transcript has 6 exons. The record is from RefSeq and is a predicted model, not a curated record.